Cucurbitaria berberidis CBS 394.84 is the source of this 1318-nucleotide messenger RNA. Its product is annotated as Clavaminate synthase-like protein. Bases 113 to 1054 code for a protein of 313 amino acids. The transcript is spliced from 2 exons. The record is from RefSeq and is a predicted model, not a curated record. Gene Ontology annotation, molecular function: dioxygenase activity. NCBI's taxonomy places the organism in Eukaryota, Fungi, Ascomycota, Dothideomycetes, Pleosporales, Cucurbitariaceae.
CUCGCCGUUAUAAUCUUGGCCCGACGAUGGCUAUGACUUUAAUAUCAGCUAGGUGCCUGCUCGAGUGUCACACAGUCAAUUGUCUAGCACGUUGAAGUUCACUAACUCGAACAUGACUGACGCUGCAGAUAUCGCUAUCGUGUCAUUUGACAAGUUCAUCAACGGCGAUGAUGCGGAUAAACGCGCGGUUGCGAAGCAACUGUAUAACGCGUUCUCAACCGUGGGAUGGGUGUACGUGAAGGAUCAUGGAAUUCCACAGGAGAGGGUGGACGAGAUCUUUGGGCUCGCGAAAUCUUUCUUCGAUCUUCCGUUACAGCAGAAGAUCACCUGGCGCCUCCAAGAUGCCGAGCUAAACCAAGGCUACACAGGUGAUGGGGACGAAGCCAACGGCGGCGUCGAUCACAAAGAAUGCUACGAGCACCGCCGCUUCAGAAAUCCAUCCUGCCCGACCGACUCUGAGCUUCCAGGUUUCCGAGAGACUAUUGAUGAGUUCUAUGGGCAAUGCUACGUUCUUGGUCUCAACGUCCUAAAGUGUCUCGCAAUUGCCAUGGAUCUUGGCGAAGAUUUCUUCACAGGCAUCACAAAGCAAGCGGACCCGCAACUCCGUCUGAUCCACUACCCGGCCAUCGAGAAGAAGAUUGUCGAGCAAGAAGGCCACGCGCGUAUCAUCCCUCACACAGACUUUGGACUCUGCACCUUGCUAUUCCAAGACUCUGUCGGCGGUCUCGAAGUCGAUCCUUUCCACACCGGAGAUUUCAAAGCUGCGUUGCCCGUCCGCGGGACCGUUCUCAUCAACAUCGCCGAUCUCUUACAACGUCUCACGAACGAUCGCUGUCGAAGCACUAUACAUAGGGUCGUGAGUCCGAAGACCUCGGGCGAUAUAUUGCCGUCGAGGUACUCCAUACCAUUCUUUAUUCAUCCCGAUCCGGAUGUACUCAUCGACCCUGUGAUAAAAGAGGAGGGUGAAGUGAAGAAAUAUGAGCCGGUCAACGCUGGAGAGUGGCGGACAUGGAAUACACAGAAGAAUUACAAGAGUUUGCCUGUUGCUACAUAGGAAUGCCUGGAGGCCUUCGAAAUACAAUAAAUGCCUACACUAUCUGUUUAUAACCUAGCCUGAUUGCCUUCGCUGACCUUUCGCAACACAGAGGUACGUGUCAAACUGCAGCCUGUAUGCCAUCAAGUACUUCUGCAAGUGCAGGCUUUACAAUGCCCAGCAGGCGCAUCAUCAUCUCCAACCCCAGAAUCAUGCCCCAACCUGCUUGCUUCAAGAUAGCCGGGAGUUCGACAGCACCUUCUACUAGCAGCACAUCUCCGCCCC